AAAAAAAAGAAAAAAGACCAUUUAUAAUGGCAUAUUGAAUAAAAACAUUAAACUGUUGAAACCUUUACAAUGACAAUUUGGAAAAAGAAAAUAUAAUGUGAAUUUAAUCUUGUUGAAAGGAUUCAAAGGUUUGAAUGCGCAAAAAAUAAAGACAUAUAAUUUUGUUUUUGAUUAAUAUACAGUACAUUUGCUGUAUUUUUAUUGGUCAAGUUUGUUAGUUUUUUUUCCCCCCAAACUAUUUGUAAUAAAUUAUUUCAUAGAAAUUAUAAUUAUAACUAAUAAUUUUUUAUACCAAAAUACAUAAUUUUAUAAAUAAAAUUUUUGUUAUUUAAUUUGGACACUAAAUUUUUCGUUUUUUUUUUGUUAAAAGAAUUUUAACAAUAAUCCUUUUAAACUCAAAUCUUAGUAUCUAUUAUUCGAGUAUAUAAAUUAGAAAGAAAACCAUUUUUAUUGUUAUUAUAUUUUGAUUUUACUAAUUAUCAUUCUAAAUUAUCAUUAACAUUUUACAUAAAAUAAAAUAAAACUAUGAAAUGAAAAUGUUUGGAUAGGUUUGAAUUUUAUUAAACAAAUUAUUAUAAGUGGCAAAUUAAAUGAAUGUUGAAUUAAUAGGUAAAAGAGAUAGAAGAUGAUGUGAAAUGUUAAAAUAGGUUGUUUAAAAAUUUAUCUAUUGUAUAUAGUCUUAUAUUUGUUUUUCUUACUGCCACCUCAGCACUUGCAAACAUGUUUUCUUGUAUCCCAUCAAUACUCAUGCCGUGCUGAUCGAUGGAGAACAUUGCUUAAGACUCGUUCUCUUAUAUAUUAACAUGUGGGAACAAAGAAACUUCGGAGACUUCUUCUAACUCUUCAAAUAUUUCGGUUUAUCUGAGCCUUCUCGUUAUUGCCACCUCAGCAUAUGUACAAGUGUAUUCUUGCAUCCUAUCGAAAGAAGGCCAAUCUUUAACUCGUUUGACAACACUUUGCUUAAGCUCUAUUCAAUGUGAUUAGAAAAAAACAAAAACAAAUUCACAGAGAUCCGACCACUGGAGCAAGAAGAAGAACCUUUAGGAUUGCUCUUUUGUUUCUCGGGAUUCAGAUGUCGGACGGAGGAGCACCGUCGAGGUACGUGAAGUUGACAAAGGAACAAGCUCCGGUCGAUGAGGUUAAUCCCGGCGAACUCAACCAACCGAUUCAGGUUCCUCAACUAGCAGUUUACAAAUGCAACGAAUGUGGCCAAACUUUGCCUGAAAAUUUUGAAGCUCCUUCAGAUGAGCCAUGGACCACCGGAAUAUUCGGGUGCACUGAGGACAUGGAUAGCUUUUGGCAAGGAUUCUUUUGCCCAAGUGUUCUGUUCGGACGUGUCUAUGAAACUCUGAGUGAGGAGGAAACCUCAUGGAAGAGAGCAUGUGUUUGCCAUUCGAUUGUAGUAGAAGGCGGUCUUACGGCCGCAUCCUUGCUUCUUUGUAUUCCCGGUAUAGAUCCACAUACUACGUUUCUUUUUUGGGAAGGCUUGUUUUUUGUUUGGUGGAUGUGUGGGAUUUACACUGGAGACGUCAGGCAAACUCUCCAGCGCAAAUAUCAUCUCCAGAACUCUCCUUGCGACCCAUGUAUGGUGCAUUGUUUCCUCCAUUUCUGUGCUGUUUGUCAAGCACACCGGGAGAUGAAGAACCGUCUUUCGGACAACUUUGUGAUGCCAAUGACUGUGGUUAACCCGCCACCGGUUCAAGAGAUGAGUUCCUCUAAUGACGGACAUCACCAUGACUCUGUCCCGGUAUCACACCACAGCUCUGACCUUGUGAUGCGGCCAUUGUAGUGCAAAAAGAUUCAAGGUCUUGUUUUGUACAUGGACCUGAAGAUGCAUGGUUUAAUAAAGAUGAUAUAUAGUAUAUACACCCAAUUGGUUUGUUUAAAACUCAGAAAUAAUAGAGAGAUCCUUAUCACAAGAUUUAAAAAA
Molecule: messenger RNA, 1930 nt
Organism: Brassica rapa (field mustard)
Lineage: Eukaryota; Viridiplantae; Streptophyta; Magnoliopsida; Brassicales; Brassicaceae
Product: cell number regulator 6
Source: RefSeq, a predicted model, not a curated record